AACCCGCGGAGCUUUGGGAGCGUCGCUGCGGCUCCUCGGCUCUUCUCAGCGGGAUGGGAGUCCAGGGCCUGAGCUCUCUGCUGGAGAAACACCGGAGGAUCUACCGGGAGGUCCGGUUCAGGAGGAGCCGCCUGCUGAUCGAUGGAUGCAACCUGCUCUACCUGCUGUACUUCAGCUCAGGUCUGGACCAGAACCAUGGCGGGGAGUAUGCUUCUUUUGAGGUCCUGAUUGAGAAGUUCGUCAAAGCCCUCAGAGACUGCGGGAUCUCGCCGUACGUGGUUCUGGACGGAGGAUCGGACUACACUGACAAGAAGCUCAAGACGGUGACGCUGAGAGCCAAGGAUCGGGUCAAGAAGGCCCACCGAGCGGCGCAGGACAACAGGCACGAGAGCAUCCUGCCCCUGCUGGUCAAGCUGGUGUUCAAACAGACGCUGGCCCGGCUGGAGGUCCCGCUGGCCCAAUGCUACGGAGAGGCUGAUCAGGAGAUCGCCGCCAUGGCCACGGAGUGGCGGUGCCCGGUGCUCUCCAAAGACAGCGACUUCUACAUCUUCGACCUCCCGGCGGGGCUGCUGCCCCUCUCUGACUUCCGGUGGGAGGCGGUGCAGCGGAGUGGCUCGCAGAGCUUCAUCAGCUGUAAGAGCUACAACACCUCCAGCUUCUGCAUCUUCUUCAGUCUCCAGCAACAGCUGCUGCCCACCUUCGCCGCCUUGGCUGGGAACGACUACGUGAAGCUGCAGCGGACGGAGUCAUCCAUCAGCUGGGCUCAGUUCGCCCCGGAGGGCAGCGGGGUAACAAGCCGUCUGGAGGGGCUGCUCCGCUGGCUGAGGGGCUUCCAGGGGCCUCAGGACGCCUUCGAGGCGGCGCUGGGGCUGAUGGGAGAUCUGAGCAGCAAGAGAAAAGCAGAGCUGCUGAAGGACUUGUAUCUGGGGAUGGAGGAGUACCAGCUCCCUCCCUGCUCCCUGAACAAGUUCUUCAUCCAUGGGACUGCACCUCCAUUCCCAGCAGAAGAAGAAGUGGCGGGUCUCGUUCCAGACUGGACCCGGCUGCCUCUGACUCGGGCCCGGUUGACUCCGGACAUCCUGGACGUGCUGCUGCUGCGGAGGAUGCCGCUCAGCAUCGUCGUGGAUCACGCCGACACGGCCAGCGCUAACCUGAUCUCACGGCCGCUCCGCCAGGUGAUGUACGGGCUGCUGCUGGGUGACGGGACGGAGGUGACGGAGAGAGACCGGGACGGCCUCCAGCUGAAGUUCAUCCCGGUCCGACCCGCCGUCACCAGGGCCUCUAAGAAGCUGGUCCUCACCUCACCGGAUCAGGUGGAGCCCUCUCAGCGGCUGCAGGUGUUACUGGAAGCUCUGCAGGUGACUGAAGACUCUCUGAGCCGUCUGCCGCCUCAACUGCGCCUCCCGCUGGCCGUCACCUGCUACUGGCUGCAGAGAGCUCAGCCUCCUCCAGACAAAGAGCUGCUGAAGGCUCUUCUGCUGGGACUAAGUACUGGAGAUUCUACGAGACCUAGAACAGCUCUGCAGAAUCAGAACCACCAUCGUAGACCGGAUCUGGACUUGGUCGUAGUUCACGCCUUCAACCAAUGGCAGAGCUGCCUGAAGACCAGCAUCCAUCUGAACCAGCUGCUGGGUUUCCCCUUACCUGAGCCCCAGAUCUCCAGGUUGUAUGAGGGGUCGUUGGUUCACCAGCUGGUCCACAGGAUGCGGUCCGGAGGAAAACUGAGGCCGUUUGUGAAGAACGAUCGUUCCAGUUUGAAGCUGUAUCAAACCUUUCAGGCCGUCGUCCAUCAGUUUCACACUCAGGAGGCGUCGGCGUCCUCAGAGACCCAGAAGACAGCGUUGGCGUCCUCAGAGACCCAGAAGACAGCGUUGGCGUCCUCAGAGACCCAGAAGACGGCGUCGGAUCAGCAGCAGCCCCCUCUGGACGACCUGACCGUGAACCUGCAGCAGCUGUUCCUCCUGAACGAGGACGCUGAAGCCGGCUGCUCUGUCAGAGUUCAGGAGGAUCUGCGACUCGGCGCUCUGGUGUCGGUGAGAACUCGGUACAGAGCUAAAGAGAGAAACAACCGGUGCAAGAACCCAGAACUGGCCCGCAAAGAGGAGUGCCGUGGCCGGGACCUCCUCUGAUCCCAGGGUCUGGUUCAUGGACUCUCUGACUCCUGGACUAGACGUGGACUUCAGGUUUUACACUCUACGGACCUUUAACACACUAAAGGAGAGGGGAAAAGUGUAAAGCACAAUAAAAUAAAAAUAGGAACAUGAGAACUCCUGGUUCUGUUCAGAUCCUCGCUGCCCAUCUUUAGGCGCAGGCUGAAAACUCACCUCUUCAAGAAGUACUACCCUGAGCCUUCCUCGUAGCACUUACUGUAUUCGUAUCAGUUCGCUGCACUUAUUGAAUUUGUAUUCGUUUACUGCACUUAUCCUAUUCGUAGUAGUUUGUAGCACUUGUUAUAUUCGUAUUAGUCUGUUGCAAUUAUUGUUUUCGUAGUAACUUGCCUCUGCACUAUACUUUUGCUCUGGUUUAUGCUUUAAGAUGCUUGUUUAAGAAAGGAGAUGCACUUAUGACUUCUGGUGACUAGUAGUUCUCUUGAAUACCUAUGUUGAAUACACUUCCUGUAAGUCGCUUUGGAUAAAAGCGUCUGCUAAAUGACUGUAAUGUAAUGUAAUGUACUGUAAUGUAAUGUACUGUAAUCCUCGGCUAAAGCAGCACGUUGAUUACAGCGUGUUCUAGGAUGCAGAUCAGUUUUUGAGGGCGGAAAUUGGGAUUGGACCAAUCAGAAGCCUGCGUAGUACAUUCUGGGAUAGUUUGUUCUUUGGGGGGAAAACAGUUUCAUUUAUGUAAAUGUCAAGAUUCAAUCAAAGGAGAAGUUGUUGGACAUGAAUGAAUUCAUGAGUACAUCUACUGCAGCAGUGUACUCAUUAUGAUACUACUUGACUAUGACUUUGAUGUACUUUAUACUUCUACUCAGAGGGAAACGUUGCAACUUUUAUUAUUUUAGUUUGAUCUAAGAGAUGUUGUAAUUUUGCAGAUUAAGAUGUUUCUUUAAGAGAUUUUUAAAACUUGAAUAUACAUUUUGUUCUCAAUGAUAAAUAAAACGAUAGUCGGAGGUGAAGCUGCUGUCGUUUUUUCUGUUUCACUUUGUAUAGAGAAAACAUGGUCACUAUAGUAUCUGUGUUUGUAUGAUGAGAGAACAUGAUGAGAGAACAUGGUCACUAAAGUAUCUUUGUUUAUUGAAAUAAAGCAGAAACAUAAAGAACGUCUUACAUACAGUGGAGGAGUAACGGCACAUGUUCUCCUCGUACAAAUGUCGGGUCAGUUUCAAACCUGUAGUUUGUUCAGUUGGUCCAAAGAAAACGAAAAGGAUCCAGUGAAGUUCUUCUCUGUCGGACUUAUGAAUUCAAUAAUUUAAUAAUAAUUUAAUAAUAACAACAAUCAUAAUAUCAACCGAGGUUGCCAAAACAAACAGAUUUUGUAUGAGCUAACUCAUACUAAUCAGGUUUGCCAGCUCAUGUAGCUAACAUUAGCAUUGUGUAGCUCUUCACUGAGGAACAGUGUGAUGUCACAUCAAUUAAUCCGAUCAAUGUCAUCGAGGACAGAACCUUAAAAUCAAACAAACCGUCGUAUCCUGGUGGAACUAAAACGAAAUAAAAAACGCAAUAUCUAAUUUAACUUUAAUGUUUGAAAAAGCACAAAUAAUGCCAAAAUGGAAAUUACUUACAUUUUCAAAAGACAUAUUUUUUGAUCCAAUCUUAAACAUGGGACUGUUUUAAUAAUAAUAAUAAUAAUAAUAAUAAUAAUGACGAGUGUAAAACAGACCUUUGAAAAUGGUCAGAUAAUAACAUUUAAUCAAAAACUGUUUCACUGUUUCAACUUCAGACUGUGAUUCAUACCAGUUAGACGUUCUGGUGUCCACAAGAACCGGACCUUUAGAACGACAACGUAGCCGAGCCAUCGGAGGAGCAAACAUUUAUUACUGAGCUGCUGUUAAUAUUAAUAUAUCUAAAAAUGAUCUGGGAUUAAAGUUGAGGAAAAAAAUCACAGAUUUACGCAUAUAUAUAUAUAUAUAAAAA
Anoplopoma fimbria (sablefish) is the source of this 4073-nucleotide messenger RNA. RefSeq names its product protein asteroid homolog 1-like. Gene Ontology annotation, molecular function: nuclease activity. The transcript is spliced from 6 exons. Lineage: Eukaryota; Metazoa; Chordata; Actinopteri; Perciformes; Anoplopomatidae. The record is from RefSeq and is a predicted model, not a curated record. Bases 54 to 2129 code for a protein of 691 amino acids.